UCCAUAAUAUUACUACUUCGUAUAAUAAAGCUUCAGAUAUAGAGCUGUGUAGCUUCUAGCUCUAUAUAAUAAGUUAAUAACCAGCUCCUUCAAUUCACAUUUCAGUAACAAGCUAGCUACAAUAUAAAUGAUGAGGGGAGCAGUAGCAGUUCUUACCCUACUCAUCAUCAUAACAAUUGUUCGUUGCGAACCACAAGUUCCAUGCUACUUCAUUUUUGGUGACUCUCUGUCCGAUGUUGGCAAUAACAACGACCUUGUUACCAAGGCCAAAGCCAAUUAUCCACCUUAUGGUAUUGAUUUUCCCGGUGCCAUUCCCACCGGAAGGUUCUCCAAUGGCCGAGUUUUCGUCGAUAGAAUCACUGAACUUUUGGAAUUCGAUAACUACAUUCUACCAUUCAGCUCAGCCAAGGGAGAAGAAAUACUCAAAGGUGUGAAUUAUGCUUCCGGGGCCGCCGGUAUUCGCUAUGAAACCGGACAACAUUUGGGUGAAAGAAUAAGCAUGUAUGAUCAGAUAAUGAAUCACAACGAGACAGUUGCAAAAAUUAAAGAGAUUGGUAAAACUUCAGCAGUGCCAAAGCUAGAAGAAUGCCUAUACACUGUCAACAUUGGAAGCAACGACUACAUAAACAACUACUUUAAGCCAGGAUACUACUACAUUUCGAGCUCCCUCUACAACCCUGAUGAAUUUGCUGAAGAACUAAUUAAUCAAUAUGCUGCAAAUCUCAAGAUUUUACAUUCUCUUGGAGCAAGGAAAAUAGCGGUGUUUGGACUUGGUCUCAUUGGGUGCAGUCUAGGAGAAAUAUACACCUUUGGAACAAAUGGAUCACUAUGCGUGGACAAGAUCAAUGCUGCUGUCCAACCUUUCAACCAAAAGCUUGUUAAUAUGGUGGAUGAUCUAACUAUGGAGCUUUCUGAUCUACAACUUACAUAUAUUGGUUCCGCAGCAAGUACUGACACAGGUUCUGCUAUAGCAGAUGCUCCUUGUUGCAAAGUUAGGGAUGACUUCCAGUGUAUCGAAUUCGAAGCAGCUUGUGAAGGCCGAAACAAUUACAUAUUCUGGGAUGGUUUUCAUACCACUGAAGCUGUGAAUGUACUUACAGGAGAAAUUGCAUACAGUGCUCUUGAUACGAAGCAUAUACAUCCAGUGGAUAUCAAAACUCUUGUUUCUAUUGAUCGAGAAUCAAUGAUCAACCAAGUGAAAAACAGUAUGUCUUCUCUUGUAAGCAGUGCAUAAGAACUACUACGUACAUUUAUUUAUGGGCUUCCACGUCUAAUUGUUGUUCCUUGUAUCCUAAAAACUAUCCUAAGCACAUUGUUGCAAACAAAUUGUGCAUUGUGGGUAUGCUAGUUAUAUGCAUGUUGAAACAAUGUUUCUUAAUAAAAAUCCUUGACGUUUAUCGUGUAUUAGAA
Molecule: messenger RNA, 1410 nt
Organism: Spinacia oleracea (spinach)
Lineage: Eukaryota; Viridiplantae; Streptophyta; Magnoliopsida; Caryophyllales; Amaranthaceae
Product: GDSL esterase/lipase At4g18970
Exons: 5
Coding region: 128-1234 (368 amino acids)
Molecular function (GO): hydrolase activity, acting on ester bonds
Source: RefSeq, a predicted model, not a curated record